Messenger RNA from Linepithema humile (Argentine ant), 573 nucleotides. The record is from RefSeq and is a predicted model, not a curated record. Lineage: Eukaryota; Metazoa; Arthropoda; Insecta; Hymenoptera; Formicidae.
AUGGAUGGAAAACAUGUAACUUUACAGGCUCCACCGAAUUCCGGCUCGACAUAUUUCAAUUACAAAGGAAAUCAUAGUAUUAAUCUUCUAGCAAUUAGCGACGCCAAAUAUCGCUUUAUUGUUGUCGACAUCGGAGGCGAAGGCAGACAGAGCGAUGGAGGAGUUUUUCGGAACAGUCUUAUUAGAAAUUACAUCGCAAGUGGUUCAUUAAAGCUGCCAAAUCUGAAGCCAAUUGAAGUUGAUGGAUUAGUUCUCCCUUAUGUGCUGCUAGCAGAUGAAGCCUUUCCAUUGACAAACUUUAUAAUGAGGCCGUACCCACGAAAUGACAGAUUGGACUUGUCAAAAAAAGUAUUUAACUACAGGCUUAGUAGAGCAAGGAGAGUGGUAGAAAGUCCUUUUGGAAUAUUGGCAGAGAGAUGGAGAAUCUACAGAAAGCCGAUAAUAUCAAGUAUUGCUAAUGCAAAGAAAAUUGUGCAAGCAACAGUAGUGUUGCAUAAUUUUAUUAUUAACAAUGAAGAACAAUUGCAAUUACCAUGUAGCUAUUUAGAAGCAUAUAAAACUAUUAUUUUGUAA